UGGACUCGAAGAAAAUCGAUCAAGAUGCAAAAAUCCCACCCGAAACCUUACAAGGACUGAAGGACCUGGGUCUCUUUGGCAUGCAGAUUCCAGAGGAAUAUGGUGGGCUGGGCCUGUCAAACACCAUGUAUGCACGUCUGGGAGAAAUCAGCUCCCUGGAUGGCUCCAUUGCAGUGACCCUGGCAGCUCACCAGGCCAUUGGGCUGAAGGGGAUCCUCAUUGCUGGCACCGAGGAGCAGAAGGCCAAGUACCUGCCCCGCCUGGCCUCGGGGGAGCACAUUGCUGCCUUCUGCCUCACCGAGCCCGGCAGUGGGAGUGAUGCUGCAUCCAUCCAGACAAGGGCAACCCUGAGUGAAGAUGGGAAACACUUCCUGUUAAAUGGCUCCAAGGUCUGGAUCUCCAAUGGUGGCCUGGCCAGUAUUUUCACAGUGUUUGCCAGGACAGAGAUUGUGGACAAGGACGGGCAGGUGAAGGAUAAAAUCACUGCUUUCAUCGUGGAGCGGGACUUCGGGGGCGUCACCCAUGGGAAACCCGAGGAUAAACUGGGCAUUCGAGGCUCCAACACCUGUGAAGUACAUUUUGAAAACACCAAAGUGCCUAUAGAGAAUGUAAUUGGAGAAGUUGGAGGGGGAUUUAAGGUUGCCAUGAAUAUCCUCAACAGUGGAAGAUUUAGCAUGGGCAGUGCAUCUGCUGGAAUGAUUAAGAAGUUGAUAGAACUGACAUCAGAGUAUGCUUGCACCAGGAAACAAUUCAAUAAGAAACUCAGCCAGUUUGGAUUAAUUCAGGAGAAGUUUUGUUUGAUGGCUGUGAAAGCCUACGUGAUGGAGAGCAUGGCUUACCUGACUGCAGGGAUGAUGGACAGGCCAGGCUUCCCUGACUGCUCCGUCGAGGCUGCCAUGGUCAAGGUGUUCAGCUCUGAAGGUGCCUGGGCAUGUGUGAGUGAGGCUCUGCAGAUCCUUGGAGGCCUUGGCUACAUGAAGGAUUAUCCCUAUGAACGCUACCUCAGAGACACCAGGAUCCUGCUCAUCUUUGAGGGCACCAAUGAAAUCCUGAGAAUGUACAUUGCACUGACAGGGAUGCAGCAUGCAGGGAAGAUCUUAACUGACAAAAUUAAAGCAAUCAAGAAAGGAAACGUGGGAGUGGUGCUGGGGGAGUUCCUGACCAGGUUACAGGACACCCUGGGCAGGAAGGUGGAUCUGGGGCUUGUAGGUGACAGUGGGGUGGUGCAUCCCAGCCUCCAGGAGAAUGCCAAGAAACUUGAAGAAAACGUUUAUUAUUUUGGAACUACAGUCAGGGGCCUGCUAAGUAGGUUUGGCAAGACAAUAGUGGAUGAGCAGCUGGUGCUGAAGAGAGUGGCAGAUGUGGUGAUUAAUUUGUAUGCAAUGACUGCAGCCAUCUCCCGGGCCAGCCGCUCCAUCAGCAUCGGGCUCAGGAACCAUGACCACGAGGUGCUUCUUACAAAUAUCUUCUGCACAGAAGCCUAUUUCAAGAAUAAUUAUGCCAUGGCUCAAUUAGAAAAAUAUGCUGAUGAAAACCUGGAUGAUUCCAUUAAAAAAGCUGCAAAGCAGAUCCUGGAGAAGAGGGCAUACAUCUGCUCUCACCCUCUGGACAGGACCUUCUGAUUCCUCCCUGAGAGCAGGCACUCAUGAAUGUCAGUCAGGGAGGAAUUUGCUGCAGUUCCAGUAUUUGGCAUCUUAAAAGCAUCUGUUAUUUAAUGUCUUUACUAAAUGUAACUGUGUAAAAUAAAACUUCUUUCUAACCAAAA
Passer domesticus (house sparrow) is the source of this 1765-nucleotide messenger RNA. Its product is annotated as complex I assembly factor ACAD9, mitochondrial-like. Bases 81 to 1622 code for a protein of 513 amino acids. NCBI's taxonomy places the organism in Eukaryota, Metazoa, Chordata, Aves, Passeriformes, Passeridae. The transcript has 16 exons. Gene Ontology annotation, molecular function: acyl-CoA dehydrogenase activity; flavin adenine dinucleotide binding. The record is from RefSeq and is a predicted model, not a curated record.